AGAUGGCCUCCUGCUUUCCCCUUCCUUAAUCUUUAAAAACUUGAAUUUGUACUGAAUAAGCAGACUUUCUUCACCAGUCUGUCUCCAGCGCUUCUUGUGGCUAAAGAACACCAUUGCCUCACCCUCGGUGGCCUUGGGGCCUGCUCGCAGGCUUAAACGCUGAGAGAAGUGACAAAGAAAGAAGAGAAGCUUUUUGAAAACAUUUUCAAAGCCAUUUGCUGCAAUCACAGACCAGCAGAUUGUGCUAUUCCAUGCCAACGACUGCUUGGGACAUUUGGAGACAUCUGGAAUCUUACCGGGUGCCAGGUCAUUUAUUCAUUUUUGCUCUUUACCUACAAAUUAGUCAAUCCAGCCUUCUAACAGACACUUGGAAAGCCUUUACCGCUGAAAGAAUAUUUAAUACUGGGGAAAAACAGAAAUGAGUGGACCUCACAAAAGAUCUUAGGGGAUGUUCUGCUUCCCGGAAAACCUUGAUUACUAAUUAACCAACAAUUCUGGUCCUGGGAAGGAAAGCUGAGCAUUCGCUUGCAUUUGACAUCCAUUAAUGUUUUCUUGAUAAGCCAGCCAAUAGUUACCAGGGUAUUGGUUGCUAUUUGUAGAUUGUGCUUCUCUGCUUUUAUUGCAAAGCCAAGCCAUCCUUCAGAGCGUCCAGGAGCAGCAACCAGAGGCAAUGAGAUGGCAAGAAGGAAAGUGAAGAAGUUUACCACCUUGGAGCUUGUGCUCAGCACUAUUCUGCUUGUGGUGUUCAUCAUCGCUGCUGUUCUGAUUGUGCUUUUGGCCACUGGUCCAGCGGAGUCACAAGAUUCUGUUGAGUGCCCAGUGGUCGAUGAAUCAGAACGGAUAGAUUGCAUCCCUGACCAGACACCAACACAGGCGGUAUGUGAGCAGCGUGGCUGCUGCUGGAAUUCUCAGGGAGCUACCAGUGUCCCUUGGUGCUACUAUUCCAAGAAUCAUGGCUACCAAGUGGAGAGUGACCUUGUAAAUACAAAUGCAGGGUUCACAGCCCGGAUGAAAAGCCUGACCUCUUCGUCUCUGUUUGGAAAUACUGUUGACAAUGUCCUUCUCACAGCAGAAUACCAGACUUCAAACCGCUUUCACUUUAAGUUAACAGAUGAAACCCAGAACAGGUAUGAAGUGCCCCACGAGCAUGUGCAACCCUUCCAAGGAAAUGCUGCUGCUUCAUUAAACUAUGAAGUUGAAGUUUCCAAGCAGCCAUUUAGCAUCAAAGUGACCAGAAGAAGCAACAAUCGUGUUCUGUUUGACUCGAGCAUCGGGCCGCUCCUGUUUGCUGAUCAGUUCUUGCAGCUCUCCGUCCGCCUGCCCAGUGCUAAUGUUUAUGGUCUUGGAGAACACGUGCAUCAGCAGUACCGACAUGACAUGAAUUGGAAGACCUGGCCCAUUUUUACGAGAGACACAGCCCCCAAUGAGAUUGGAAGUAAUUUGUAUGGUGCUCAGACGUUCUUCCUGUGCCUGGAAGAUGCGAGUGGAUUGUCCUUUGGGGUGUUUCUGAUGAACAGCAAUGCCAUGGAGGUUGCCCUCCAGCCUGCACCAGCAGUCACGUACCGUACCAUUGGGGGCAUUCUUGACUUCUACGUGUUCUUGGGAGAUACACCCGAACAAGUGGUUCAAGAAUAUCUGGAGCUCAUCGGACGACCAGCUCUACCCGCAUACUGGGCACUUGGAUUUCACCUCAGUCGUUACGACUAUGGAUCCCUGGAGAACAUGAGAAGAGUCGUGGAGAGAAACCGUGCCGCACAACUCCCUUAUGAUGUUCAACAUGCUGACAUUGAUUAUAUGGAGCAGAGGAAAGACUUCACCUAUGAUCCAGUGAAUUAUGUGGGCUUCCCUGAGUUUGCUGAGGAGUUACACAGUAAUGGGCAGAAACUGGUCAUCAUUGUGGAUCCAGCCAUCUCCAACAAUUCUCCCUCAGAUAAUCCCUAUGGCCCAUAUGACCGUGGCUCAGCUAUGAGGAUUUGGGUGAAUGAUUCAACUGGGGUGACUCCUAUCAUUGGACAGGUCUGGCCUGGAACAACUGUGUUUCCCGAUUACACUAACCCAAGCUGUGCUGUUUGGUGGGCAAAUGAAUUUGAGCUUUUCUACAAUCAAGUGAAAUUUGAUGGAAUCUGGAUUGAUAUGAAUGAGGUGGCCAAUUUCGUUGCCGGUUCAGUUUCAGGAUGUUCCACAAAUAACCUGAAUUAUCCCCCUUUCAUUCCAAGCAUCCUGGAUGGGCGCCUGUUCUCCAUGACUCUCUGCAUGGAUGCAGUGCAACACUGGGGCAAGCAGUAUGAUGUCCACAGUCUGUACGGCUACUCCAUGACAAUUGCCACAGCAGAGGCUGUCAAGACUGUCUUCCCUAACAAGAGAAGCUUUGUUGUAACCCGUUCUACCUUUGCGGGAUCUGGCAAGUUUGCAGGUCAUUGGUUGGGAGACAAUACAGCCUCCUGGAAUGAUCUUCGAUGGUCCAUCCCUGGUGUGCUAGAGUUCAACCUUUUUGGUAUCCCAAUGGUGGGGCCUGACAUCUGUGGCUAUUACCAGGAUGCCUCUGAGGAGCUCUGUAGGAGGUGGAUGCAGCUGGGAGCAUUUUAUCCAUUUUCUAGGAAUCACAAUGGCCAAGGCUACCAGGAACAGGAUCCUGCCUUCUUUGGAGCUGACUCCCUGCUGCUGAAUUCUUCCCGGCACUACCUUAACAUCCGCUAUACUCUGCUGCCUUACCUGUACACCCUCUUUUACCGUGCGCAUAGCCGGGGUGACACGGUGGCCAGGCCCCUUCUACACGAGUUUUAUGGUGACAACAACACUUGGGAUGUGUACCAACAGUUUUUGUGGGGCCCAGGCCUUCUCAUCACUCCCGUUCUGGAAGAGGGUGCAGAGAAUGUGGUGGCAUAUGUACCUGAUGCUGUCUGGUAUGACUAUGAAACUGGGGCUCAAGUGAGUUGGAGGAAGGAAAGAGUUGUGAUGGAACUUCCCGGAGACAAAAUUGGACUUCACCUUCGAGGAGGCUACAUCUUCCCCACACAGCAGCCCGAUACAACCACUACAACCAGUCGACUAAAUGCGCUUGGGCUCAUCAUCGCCCUGGAUGAGAACAAAGAAGCGAAAGGUGAACUGUUCUGGGAUGAUGGAGACACCCAAGAUACUGUGGCCAAUAAUGCUUAUCUCUUGUGUGAAUUUUCUGUCACUCAAAACCGCUUGGAUGUGACGAUUUUACAGUCAGGCUACAGGGACCCCAACAAUUUAUCAUUUAAAGAAAUCAAAAUCCUUGGGACCCAGAACAUCAAUAGCGUUACAGUGAGACACAAUGGUGUCCUGACUCAGAGUUCCCCUAAUGUCACUUAUGAUUAUGACUUGAAGGUUGCUGUUAUCACAGACAUUGAUCUUGUCCUGGGAGAAACCUACACAGUGGAGUGGGCUUUGACAACAAGGGAUGAAGAAAAAAUUGACUGCUAUCCCGAUGAGCAUGAUGUGACUGCAGAAAACUGCAUUGCCCGAGGCUGUGUCUGGGAGGAAUCCAGUAUUCCUGGAGUCCCUUACUGCUACUUCGUUGAUGAUCUAUAUUCUGUCAGCAACAUUCAGUAUAACUCCAAUGGAGCGUCUGCUGACAUCACAUUAAAGGCUUCUCUUUACACCAAUGCCUUCCCCUCCACACCAGUGAACCCCCUCCGUCUGCAAGUGACCUACCACAAGAAUGAAAUGCUGCAGUUUAAGAUUUAUGAUCCCAACAACAGCAGAUAUGAAGUCCCCGUCCCUCUGAAUCUGCCUGCGGCCCCAUCGAGCACCCCUGAGAAUCAGCUCUAUGAAGUCGUCAUUAAGGAGAACCCGUUUGGGGUUGUGAUCCAGAGGAAGAGCACGGGCACCGUCAUUUGGGACUCGCAGGUGCUGGGCUUCACGUUCAACGACAUGUUCAUCCGCAUCUCCACCCGCCUUCCCUCCACGUACCUGUAUGGCUUUGGGGAGACAGAGCACACAUCGUUUCGCAGAGACCUGAACUGGCACACUUGGGGGAUGUUUGCCCGAGACCAGCCCCCGGGGUACAAGUUGAAUUCCUAUGGUGUCCACCCCUACUACAUGGCCCUGGAGGAGGAUGGCAGUGCCCAUGGAGUGCUCCUGCUGAACAGCAAUGCCAUGGAUGUGACAUUCCAGCCCAUGCCUGCCUUGACCUACAGGACCACAGGGGGAAUCCUGGACUUUUAUGUGUUCCUGGGCCCAACUCCAGAGCUAGUCACUCAGCAGUACACUGAGGUGAUUGGUCGGCCUGUGAUGGUACCUUACUGGUCCUUGGGGUUCCAGCUGUGUCGCUAUGGAUACGAGAAUGACACUGAGAUUGCCAACUUGUAUGAAGACAUGGUGGCUGCCCGGAUACCCUAUGAUGUGCAGUACUCAGACAUCGACUACAUGGAGAGGCAGCUGGACUUCACCCUCAGCCCCAACUUUGCUGGGCUUCCUGCUCUGAUUGAUCGCAUGCAUGCUGAGGGGAUGCGGUUCAUCCUCAUCCUGGACCCAGCCAUCUCAGGCAAUGAGACUCAGCCUUAUCCUGCAUUCACCCGGGGUGUGGAGGAUGACGUGUUCAUCAAAUAUCCCAAUGGUGGUGGCAUCGUCUGGGGAAAGGUCUGGCCUGAUUACCCUGAUGUUGUUGUGAACAACUCUCUGGACUGGGAUAGUCAAGUGGAGCAAUACCGAGCUUAUGCAGCCUUCCCUGACUUUUUCCGCAAUUCCACUGCCAGCUGGUGGAAGAGGGAAAUUGAAGAGAUGUACAGCAAUCCUCAGCAGCCAGAGAGGAGCUUGAAGUUUGACGGCAUAUGGAUUGACAUGAAUGAACCGUCAAGCUUUGUGAAUGGGGCAGUUGCUCCGGGCUGCACGGAUGCAACUCUGAACCAUCCCCCCUACAUGCCACACCUGGAAGCCAGGAGCACGGGCCUGCACAGCAAGACCCUGUGCAUGGAGAGUGAGCAGAUCCUGCCAGAUGGCUCCCCAGUGCGGCACUAUGACGUGCACAACCUGUAUGGGUGGUCCCAGACCAGGCCCACCUACGAAGCUGUGCAGGAGGUGACAGGACAGCGAGGGAUCGUCAUCACACGCUCCACGUUCCCCUCUUCUGGCCGCUGGGGUGGACACUGGCUGGGAGACAACACAGCUGCAUGGGACCAGCUGAAGAAGUCGAUCAUUGGCAUGAUGGAGUUCAGCCUGUUUGGCAUCUCCUAUACAGGAGCAGAUAUCUGCGGGUUCUUCCAAGACUCUGAGUAUGAGAUGUGUGCUCGUUGGAUGCAGCUGGGGGCCUUUUACCCAUUCUCCAGGAACCACAACACCCUUGGGGCCAAGAGACAAGACCCAGUGUCCUGGAAUUCUACCUUUGAGGAUAUUUCCAGAAGUGUCCUGGAGACCAGAUACACCCUGUUGCCCUAUUUCUACACCCUGAUGUACAAGGCCCAUGUGGAUGGCAGCACUGUUGUGCGACCUCUUCUGCACGAGUUUGUGUCUGACCAGGUGACCUGGGACAUAGAUGGUCAGUUCCUUCUGGGCCCAGCCUUCCUGGUCAGCCCUGUCUUGGAGCCUAAUGCCAGAGAAGUCACAGCAUAUUUCCCUGGAGCCCGCUGGUAUGACUACUACACGGGGGCGGAGGUUAAUGCUAAGGGACAGUGGAGGGUAUUGGCAGCCCCUCUUGAACACAUUAAUCUUCAUGUCCGUGGGGGCUACAUCCUGCCCUGGCAGGAGCCUGCACUGAACACCAACCAGAGCCGACAGAAUGCACUAGGUCUUAUCAUCGCCCUGGAUGAGAACAAAGAAGCAAAAGGUGAACUGUUCUGGGAUGAUGGAGACACCAAAGAUACUGUGGCCAAUAAUGCUUAUCUUUUAUGCGAGUUUUCUGCCACCCAAAACCAGUUGGAAGUGAAGAUUUCACAAUCAGGUUACAAGGAUCCCAACAAUAUAGCAUUCAGAGAGAUUAAAAUCCUUGGAACACAGGAACCUAGCAACAUUACAGUGAAACACAAUGGUGUCCUGACUGAGAUUUCUCCCAAAGUCACUUAUGAUUAUAGCUCGAAGGUUGCUGUCAUCACAGAAAUUGAUCUCAUCCUGGGAGAAGCAUACACAGUGGAGUGGUCUUUGAUGAUAAGGGAUGAAGAAAAAAUUGACUGUUAUCCUGAUGAGUAUGGCGUUACUGAGGAAAACUGUGUCUCCCGAGGCUGUGUCUGGGAGGAAUCCAGUUCUCCCGGUGUCCCUUACUGCUACUUCGUCAAUGAUCUAUAUUCUGUCAGCAACAUCCAGUAUGACUCCAAUGGAGCCUCUGCUGAUAUCUCCUUAAAGUCUUCUAUUUACACCAACGCCUUCCCCUCCACACCCGUGAAUCCCCUCCGACUGCAAGUGACCUACCACAAGAAUGAAAUGCUGCAGUUUAAGAUUUAUGAUCCCAACAACAGCAGAUAUGAAGUCCCCGUCCCUCUGAAUCUGCCCACGGCCCCAUCGAGCACCCCUGAGAAUCAGCUCUAUGAAGUCGUCAUUAAGGAGAACCCGUUUGGGGUUGUGAUCCAGAGGAAGAGCACAGGCACCAUCAUUUGGGACUCGCAGUUGCUGGGCUUCACGUUCAACGACAUGUUCAUCCGCAUCUCCACCCGCCUUCCCUCCACGUACCUGUAUGGCUUUGGGGAGACAGAGCACACAUCGUUUCGCAGAGACCUGAACUGGCACACUUGGGGGAUGUUUGCCCGAGACCAGCCCCCGGGGUACAAGUUGAAUUCCUAUGGUGUCCACCCCUACUACAUGGCCCUGGAGGAGGAUGGCAGUGCCCAUGGAGUGCUCCUGCUGAACAGCAAUGCCAUGGAUGUGACAUUCCAGCCCAUGCCUGCCUUGACCUACCGGACCACGGGGGGAGUUCUGGACUUUUAUGUGUUCCUGGGACCAACUCCAGAGCUGGUCACCCAGCAGUACACUGAGGUGAUUGGUCGGCCUGUGAUGGUGCCUUACUGGUCCUUGGGGUUCCAGCUGUGUCGCUAUGGAUACGAGAAUGACACUGAGAUUGCCAACUUGUAUGAAGACAUGGUGGCUGCCCAGAUCCCCUAUGAUGUGCAGUACUCAGACAUCGACUACAUGGAGAGGCAGCUGGACUUCACCCUCAGCCCCAACUUUGCUGGGCUUCCUGCUCUGAUUGAUCGCAUGCAUGCUGAGGGGAUGCGGUUCAUCCUCAUCCUGGACCCAGCCAUCUCAGGCAAUGAGACUCAGCCUUAUCCUGCAUUCACCCGGGGUGUGGAGGAUGACGUGUUCAUCAAAUAUCCCAAUGGUGGUGGCAUCGUCUGGGGGAAGGUCUGGCCUGAUUACCCUAAUGUUGUUGUGAACAGCUCUCUGGACUGGGAUAGUCAAGUGGAGCAAUACCGAGCUUAUGCAGCCUUCCCGGACUUUUUCCGCAAUUCUACUGCCAGCUGGUGGAAGAGGGAAAUUGAAGAGAUGUACAGCAAUCCUCAGCAGCCAGAGAGGAGCUUGAAGUUUGACGGAAUAUGGAUUGACAUGAAUGAGCCGUCAAGCUUUGUGAAUGGGGCAGUUUCUCCAGGCUGCACGGAUGCAACUCUGAACCAUCCACCCUACAUGCCACACCUGGAAGCCAGGGGCACGGGCCUGAACAGCAAGACCCUGUGCAUGGAGAGUGAGCAGAUCCUGCCAGAUGGCUCCCCAGUGCGGCACUACGAUGUGCACAACCUGUAUGGGUGGUCCCAGACCAGGCCCACCUACGAAGCUGUGCAGGAGGUGACAGGACAGCGAGGGAUCGUCAUCACACGCUCCACGUUCCCCUCUUCUGGCCGCUGGGGUGGACACUGGCUGGGAGACAACACAGCCGCGUGGGACCAGCUGAAGAAGUCGAUCAUUGGCAUGAUGGAGUUCAGCCUGUUUGGCAUCUCCUAUACAGGAGCAGAUAUCUGCGGGUUCUUUCAAGACUCUGAGUAUGAGAUGUGUGCUCGUUGGAUGCAGCUGGGGGCCUUUUACCCGUUCUCCAGGAACCACAACACCCUUGGGGCCAAGAGACAAGACCCAGUGUCCUGGAAUGCUACCUUUGAGGAUAUUUCCAGAAGUGUCCUGGAGACCAGAUACACCCUGUUGCCCUAUUUCUAUACCCUGAUGUACAAGGCCCAUGUGGAUGGCAGCACUGUUGUGCGACCUCUUCUCCAUGAGUUUGUGUCAGAUCAAGUGACUUGGGACAUAGAUGGUCAGUUUCUUCUGGGCCCAGCCUUCCUGAUCAGCCCCGUCCUGCAGCCUGGUGCCAGAGAAGUCACUGCGUAUUUCCCUGAAGCCCGUUGGUAUGACUACCACACAGGGGCGGAGGUUAAUGCUAAGGGACAGUGGAAGGUGUUGGCAGCCCCUCUUGACCACAUUAAUCUUCAUGUCCGUGGGGGUUACAUCCUUCCCUGGCAGGAGCCUGCAUUGAACACCCACCAGAGUCGACUAAAUGCGCUUGGGCUUAUCAUCGCUCUGGAUGAGAACAAAGAAGCCAAAGGUGAACUGUUCUGGGAUGAUGGAGACACCAAAGAUACUGUGGCCAGUAAUGUGUAUCUUCUAUGUGAAUUUUCUGCCAGCCAAAACCAGUUGGAUGUGAAGAUUUCACAGUCAGGCUACAGGGACCCCAACAAUUUAGCAUUUAAAGAGAUCAAGAUCCUUGGAACACAGGAACCUAGCAACGUUACAGUGAGACAAAAUGGGGUCCUGAUUCAGAGUUCUCCUACAGUCACUUACAAUUAUAACCUUAAGGUUGCUGUUAUCACAGAAAUUAAUCUCGUCUUGGGAGAAGCCUACACAGUGGAGUGGUCCUUGAUCACAAGUGAUGAAGAAAAAAUCGACUGCUAUCCUGAUGAGCAAGGUGUUUCUGCAGAAAAUUGUGUUGCCCGAGGCUGUGUUUGGGAGGAAUCCAGUUCUCCCAGUGUCCCUUACUGCUACUUCGUCAAUGAUCUAUAUUCUGUCAGCAACAUCCAGUAUGACUCCAAUGGAGCAUCCGCUAAUAUCUCCUUAAAGUCUUCUACUUACACCAACAACUUCCCCUCCACACCUGUGAACCCCCUCCGUCUGCAAGUGACCUACCACAAAAAUGAAAUGCUGCAGUUCAAAAUUUAUGAUCCCAACAACAGCAGAUAUGAAGUCCCCGUCCCUCUAAAUCUGCCCACGGCCCCAUCGAGCACCCCUGAGAAUCAGCUCUAUGAAGUCGUCAUUAAGGAGAACCCGUUUGGGGUUGUGAUCCAGAGGAAGAGCACGGGCACCAUCAUUUGGGACUCGCAGUUGCUGGGCUUCACGUUCAACGACAUGUUCAUCCGCAUCUCCACCCGCCUUCCCUCCACGUACCUGUAUGGCUUUGGGGAGACAGAGCACACAUCGUUUCGCAGAGACCUGAACUGGCACACGUGGGGGAUGUUUGCCCGAGACCAGCCCCCGGGGUACAAGUUGAAUUCCUAUGGUGUCCACCCCUACUACAUGGCCCUGGAGGAGGAUGGCAGUGCCCAUGGAGUGCUCCUGCUGAACAGCAAUGCCAUGGAUGUGACAUUCCAGCCCAUGCCUGCCUUGACCUAUCGGACCACAGGGGGAAUCCUGGACUUCUAUGUGUUCUUGGGCCCAACUCCAGAGCUGGUCACUCAGCAGUACACUGAGGUGAUUGGUCGGCCUGUGAUGGUGCCUUACUGGUCCUUGGGGUUCCAGCUGUGUCGCUAUGGAUACAAGAAUGACACUGAGAUCGCCAGCUUGUAUGAAGACAUGGUGGCUGCCCGGAUCCCCUAUGAUGUGCAGUACUCAGACAUCGACUACAUGGAGAGGCAGCUGGACUUCACCCUCAGCCCCAACUUUGCUGGGCUUCCUGCUCUGAUUGAUCGCAUGCAUGCCGAGGGGAUGCGGUUCAUCCUCAUCCUGGACCCAGCCAUCUCAGGCAAUGAGACUCAGCCUUAUCCUGCAUUCACCCGGGGUGUGGAGGAUGACGUGUUCAUCAAAUAUCCCAAUGGUGGUGGCAUCGUCUGGGGGAAGGUCUGGCCUGAUUACCCGGAUGUUGUUGUGAACAGCUCUCUGGACUGGGAUAGUGAAGUGGAGCAAUAUCGAGCUUAUGCAGCCUUCCCGGACUUUUUCCGCAAUUCCACUGCCAGCUGGUGGAAGAGGGAAAUUGAAGAGAUGUACAGCAAUCCUCAGCAGCCAGAGAGGAGCUUGAAGUUUGACGGCAUAUGGAUUGACAUGAAUGAACCAGCAAGCUUUGUGAAUGGGGCAGUUGCUCCAGGCUGCAUGGAUCCCACUCUGAAUCAUCCCCCCUACAUGCCACACCUGGAAGCCAGGGGCACGGGCCUGCACAGCAAAACCCUGUGCAUGGAGAGUGAGCAGAUCCUGCCAGAUGGCUCCCCAGUGCGGCACUACGAUGUGCACAACCUGUAUGGGUGGUCCCAGACCAGGCCCACCUACGAAGCUGUGCAGGAGGUGACAGGACAGCGAGGGAUUGUCAUCACACGCUCCACGUUCCCCUCUUCUGGCCGCUGGGGUGGACACUGGCUGGGAGACAACACAGCCGCGUGGGACCAGCUGAAGAAGUCGAUCAUUGGCAUGAUGGAGUUCAGCCUGUUUGGCAUCUCCUAUACAGGAGCAGAUAUCUGCGGGUUCUUUCAAGACUCUGAGUAUGAGAUGUGUGCUCGUUGGAUGCAGCUGGGGGCCUUUUACCCGUUCUCCAGGAACCACAACACCCUUGGGGCCAAGAGACAAGACCCAGUGUCCUGGAAUGCUACCUUUGAGGAUAUUUCCAGAAGUGUCCUGGAGACCAGAUACACCCUGUUGCCAUAUCUCUACACCCUGAUGUACAAGGCCCAUGUGGAUGGCAGCACUGUUGUGCGACCUCUUCUCCAUGAGUUUGUGUCAGACCGGGUGACCUGGGACAUUGAUGGUCAGUUCCUCCUGGGCCCAGCCUUCCUGGUCAGCCCUGUCUUGGAGCCUAAUGCUAGAGAAGUCACUGCGUAUUUCCCUGGAGCCCGCUGGUAUGACUACUACACAGGCGUGGAUAUAAAUGCAAGGGGAGAGUGGAGGGUGCUGUCAGCCCCUCUUGACCACAUUAAUCUUCAUGUUCGUGGGGGCUACAUUCUGCCCUGGCAGGAGCCUGCACUGAACACCCACCAGAGCCGCCAGCAGUUCUUGGGCUUCAAGGUUGCCUUAGAUGAUGAAGAAACAGCCGAGGGCUGGCUCUUCUGGGAUGAUGGGCAGAGCAUCGGUGAAGGACUAUAUUAUUUGGCCAACUUUUCUGCCAGCCAGAAUAUGAUGCAGAGCCAUGUAAUUUUUAACAGUUACAUCAGUGAUGCAAAUCCUUUGAAUUUGGGCUACGUUGAGAUCUGGGGAAUAAGAAGUGUCUCCAUCACUGAUGUCAGAAUUUCUCUGAGCAACAGAGAGAUUACCCCGUCCUUCAACUAUAAUGCCACCAUACAGGUGUUAAGCAUUAAUAUAACCAACAAUGACAUCAGCCUACACAAUUUCAUUUCAUUGACAUGGAGAAGCACUAUGGAUUCUUAGUACAAGAACUUGAUUUUGAAACUACUAUGUUUCAUAUUCAUAAAAUUACUCUAUGUUGCUAAUUACCUUUUUCCCAGUAAGAUUUUAUAUUAAAUUUGUUGUAUAUUUUGUCUGUGACUCGUAGAGUUUUAAUUUUAGCUUUAUGUGAUAGGCAGCAGGGAUGUGUGGAAAAUCUACUGAUUACUGAUAUGAUUAGGGUGGUGAUGUUUUUUCAUAUGAUAUUUACUAA
This is a messenger RNA of Ochotona princeps (American pika), 11722 nucleotides long. Its product is annotated as maltase-glucoamylase. Gene Ontology annotation, molecular function: alpha-1,4-glucosidase activity; carbohydrate binding. Lineage: Eukaryota; Metazoa; Chordata; Mammalia; Lagomorpha; Ochotonidae. The transcript is spliced from 94 exons. Gene Ontology annotation, biological process: carbohydrate metabolic process. Bases 676 to 11493 code for a protein of 3605 amino acids. The record is from RefSeq and is a predicted model, not a curated record.